This is a messenger RNA of Penicillium roqueforti, 1059 nucleotides long. RefSeq names its product class I SAM-dependent methyltransferase. The record is from RefSeq and is a predicted model, not a curated record. The transcript has 2 exons. The coding region runs from base 1 to 1059 and encodes 352 amino acids. NCBI's taxonomy places the organism in Eukaryota, Fungi, Ascomycota, Eurotiomycetes, Eurotiales, Aspergillaceae.
AUGAACGUAAAUCAAUUGCGCCGAGUGCCAUUAAUUGCAAAGUGGCCCGUCACACCCCGCCGCAGCGCAUCAAGCAAAGCACCUCGACCCAAGCCGAGUCCCCAAAAAUCCAAACCAGUGGCGAUAAAACGGCGUCAACCAACCCCGCCUCGCCAACAUCACCCCGAGCGCCCAUCCUCACAGCCCGAAACCCCCGAUGCCGCAACAGCAAAACCAAGCCAUGGCAUCCCACCCAGAGCCCUAACCUUCCUGGGCAUCUCCGCACUCACCAUCAGCACAUACUGCGGCUACCUGUACGCGUCGUACACGCGUGAAGUAAGCAAAGCGCAAACUCUCGACGUACCGCGCGAUGUCUCAGACCGCUACAACACAACAGCGGCGACCUUCGACGCAGACGUCGAGCUCUCCGAAAAGGCAAUGGGACUCGGCAAGAAGCGGCGAGAUCUAGUGCGCCAGGCGCGCGGGAACGUGCUCGAGGUCAGCUGCGGCACGGGGCGCAAUCUGCCGUAUUAUGAGCUCGGCGAGCGGCGCGGGUUGGAUGCCGAUGGGCACGCGGCCGUGCUGGGUUGUCGCUCGGUUACGUUUGUUGAUCUUAGUCCGCAGAUGGUGGCUAUUACGAAGGAGAAGUUUGAGAAAUUGCAUCCUGCGUUCCCGGCGGUGUUUCGCGCUUGUGAUGCGGGGAAGGUUGAGCCGGCUGAUAUCGGGCGUGCUGGGAAGAUGCAAGCGCCGGUUUACUUUGAUACCGUUGUGCAGACUAUGGGGCUUUGCUCGAUGCCGGAUCCCGUUGCUACGCUGCGGCAUCUCGGCUCGGUUACCGAGCCUGUGAGGGGGCGGAUCUUGUUGCUGGAGCAUGGGCGUUCGUAUUAUGAUUGGGUUAAUCGGAUUUUGGAUAAUCUUGCGCCGUCUCAUGCGGAUCGUCAUGGCUGUUGGUGGAACCGGGAUAUUGGAGAGAUUGUUCGUGAGAGUGGGUUGGAGAUUGUGGAGGAGAAGCGUUGGCAUCUGGGGACUACGUGGCGUUAUGUGUUGAGACCGAAGCAGAGUGAGAAGUCUCAGUCUUGA